Messenger RNA from Sphaeroforma arctica JP610, 884 nucleotides. RefSeq lists its product as hypothetical. The transcript has a single exon. Bases 159 to 557 code for a protein of 132 amino acids. The record is from RefSeq and is a predicted model, not a curated record. Lineage: Eukaryota; Ichthyosporea; Ichthyophonida.
GUGAGACGUUCGUAGGCCGAAUGGUGAUUCCAAACUUCCACCCCCUGUCAAUAUGUAUAAAUACGUAUAAAUAAAGCAAAGCGGACCACCAGUCGAGCACACAUAACAAUCAUAAAUAUUUACACACGUUCAUCUGAAAAAUACGUAUAUCAAGAAUCAUGAAUGUUCUAACUGGUGUACUGGCUUACCAUUCCUUGGCGACCCUUGUUUUCUCUCCUAUGCUCAUAUUCGCACCGGAGAAGCUCAUGAAGGCAGGCCGCAAAGCAGAGGCCAAGAAAAAUGAUGCACCAACAAGCGUGUCUAAAAAACCAGACAAGACGGCUACUGUCAUGCGUUUCUGUGGCAUUUGGGUAUUCUACGGAGGCUUAUCGUCCCUUUACGCUACGGGAUAUUUCUCUCCUGUUCCGACCGAGCUUCAAGUGCUUGUUGCUGGAGGGCUGGCGUUUAUUCACGCGUCGGAGGCUGUGAUGAAGAUGAUGUACACUGACAGCCAUAUGUCAAAUACACACAUGGCUGUGCUGCUUACCGGAGCGGUGUUAUACACCCGCAACAUGUAAGGCACUGGUUCCAAUGUAAGUGCCCUAAGUGCUCAUCGGACAGCUUCUGCACAUAAUGUGCGAGUAUAUACCACGCAAUAUGCGAGGAGCUUCUUGCUAUGCAGAUAAUAAUAUGUUUUUAUGUAUGGAUGGAUAUAUAAGCUGCGUAUUUUGAGAGUUCACAUGAGCACAGAUGUACCAAACAAGGGCGACGGGGAAUAUUUAUGGAGUGAUAUAAUUAGUAUGGGCCACGUGCGUACGAAUCUAUAAGUUCGAGAAAAAUAAAUAACUUGAUAUUUAGAAUCAAAUCUUGUCAAGAUAGUGCUGUUAAAGCUUAAAACCUGACAA